Ahaetulla prasina is the source of this 1289-nucleotide messenger RNA. Its product is annotated as procathepsin L-like. Gene Ontology annotation, molecular function: cysteine-type endopeptidase activity. The record is from RefSeq and is a predicted model, not a curated record. Gene Ontology annotation, cellular component: lysosome. NCBI's taxonomy places the organism in Eukaryota, Metazoa, Chordata, Lepidosauria, Squamata, Colubridae. The transcript is spliced from 8 exons. The coding region runs from base 135 to 1160 and encodes 341 amino acids. Gene Ontology annotation, biological process: immune response.
GCUAUUUCGUUGUAAAUGUCAAUUAAAGGCAGUGGGAAGGGGCAGUUAUAUGUUCGCUUAUAAAAGGGGCUGCUGCAGUUCUGUUUAACAACUGCCUCUUUGCCUUGUGUAAAAACCUGCUUGAGAGAAAGACAAUGUUGUCCAUCUCGGUGGCAGCCCUGAUCUGGUUGGUCUCCCUGAGGACCUUGUCCACAGCUUUGGAUCCAACCCUGGAGGCGACAUGGAGAGACUGGAAGGCCACUCACGGUAAAGAAUACGCUCAGGAGGAGGAAGAAUCCUUUCGAAGAGCCAUAUGGGAGGAGAAUUUGCAGAUGAUUCAAGACCAUAACAAGCAGGCUGACCAGGGAAAAUAUACCUACUGGCUUGGCAUGAACCACUUUGGCGAUUUGACCAAUGAAGAACUUGACAAGAGACUGCAUUGUCUGCUUUCUGAUAAAGUAAAUAAAGUCAAAGGGAUCCCGUUCAAACCUUCAGAAAAUCCGGAUAUUCCAGACCACGUAGAUUGGAGAAUCGAAGGUGGUGUCACCAAAAUCAAGGAUCAGGGUGAAUGUGGCUCUUGUUGGUCCUUCAGUGCCACAGGUGCUCUGGAAGGCAUGCAUUUCAAGAAGACGGGGAAGCUGGUCUCGCUGAGCGAACAAAAUCUUAUUGACUGUUCUGAUGACCCAGACAAUGAAGGGUGUCAGGGUGGACUUAUGGAGCAAGCCUUUGCAACUGUGCAGCAGCGAGGCGGGAUCAAUUCAGAGAAAAGCUACCCUUAUGAUGGAGAGGAUGGGCAGACUUGUCGCUAUGAUCCUGAGGAAUCUAUUACCAGAUGUAACUCAUACGGACAGAUCAUGGACGAGGAUGAAAAAGGUCUUCAGGAAGCUGUGGCCAAGAUUGGUCCAGUUUCUGUUGGAAUAGAUGCUCGGAGUAGCAAGUUCAAGUACUAUAAGUCAGGUAUAUUUGGAGAACACUACAAUGGAAAGCGAGUGAUAAGUCAUGGUAUGCUGAUUGUGGGUUAUAACAACUCCAGCGAGGGUAAAGGCUAUUGGAUCCUAAAGAACAGCUGGUCCACGCUUUGGGGUGAGAAAGGUUACAUGCGCCUAGUCAAAGGAUCAAAUGAAUGCAACGUCGCUCAAUACGCUGUCUAUCCUCUCCCAGAUCCAGAGAAGGGAAAGUAAUCUCUUCUUUCAGCAUAAGGAUCAUUUGAAAUGCAGAGCUAAAAGUCACCAAUGAAUGACCUGCUGCUUCUGAAGCUUCUGGAAGAAAAGCAAAUGUUAAUAAAUGCUUUUGGGCAAUGCUACUCAGAA